CGCCGUACGCGUACGGUACACGGGAGUACGUGCACGCGAACGCGUUCGGUUCACACGCGACCGCAGCCGACGCGACACGGAAGAACGGACGGCAAUACGGACGCGACCGCCGCCGACGCGACACGGACGCGACCUUUGACGCGACACGGUAGAACGGACGACAACACGGACCGGUGUGACCACUGAGGCCGUGCGCGUCUUACUAACCUUGCGGACCGCUGUUCGCGUACGACCGCCGACCGGGACGCGGUGCGACCGUUUCGAACGGCGCGUACCCAAUCGACCCCCGCGAGAUCGCCGACGCCCCGAUCUCGCGCGACCGUCCGGGCGCCGGUUCGCGCCAUGCCCGGCCGUCCGCCGAAACCCGAAAACCGUCGCCGCCGCCGUCGCCGCCGCAGCCGCCACCGCCCGCUGCCGCCGCCCCAGUGAUCCGCGAGACCGCCCGCGCACUACCCCCGUCGACCGCCGAUCGGUCGCGUACCGUUUCCCCGGACGGAAAUGACCGGCUCGAGAAAACGAUGAUGAAGCGGUCGCUGUUGGUCUUGUUGAUCGUCGUCGCGCAAGCCCUGCUGGGCCCGCGCAAAGUUGCAGGUAGUGUAAUGAAAAAAAAAGCCGACGAACAACUGCUGAAAACGUAUUUCGAAAACGCGCCGCAAAAUGUGUUCGCGUCCGCAGGCCAAAACAUCUUGCUGCCUUGCCGAGUGAGACAUUUGAACGACAAAGUGGUAUCGUGGAUACGAAUGCGUGAUUUACAUAUUCUUACUUCGGGACAACUUUUGUUCACCAACGAUUGUCGAUUUGGGAUUCAGCAUCCACUUAGAGACUCAGCUAUUUGGAACUUGCAGAUCAAGGAUGUAUCCCCUAAAGAUAUGGGUUCGUAUGAAUGUCAAGUAAACACCGAGCCAAAAAUCAAGUUUCUGGUUAAUCUCACUGUAUUUGAGUCUGACGUGAUGAUCGGUGACAUGGGAGAAGCCAAUGUUGACGGCGAGAACCAGACCGGCACCGACGAUGAUGAACAGCGCAAGAAAUCGUCGCGCUACGAGCCUCUGGAAAGACGCAUGACGCCCGGCGGAUCGAUCACGUUCACCUGCAGGAUCGGUCUGAUCGAUCAGGCCAGACAGAGUAUAUCGUGGUAUCACGACAACAAGCCCAUCUCGAUAUUGGACCGCAGAGGAAGUUUGAGCGUGGAGACGGACAGGUCGUCGAAUUACUUCGCCAGUCGACUGACCCUCGCCAGCGUAACCAGAUCGGACUCCGGUAAAUACACGUGCAAGUCGGGUAACAAGAACACCACCACGUUCACGUUGCACGUAAUACCGCCGGUAAAUGAAUUAGCUUUACAAGAUGGCCUGACGUCUAAUGCUUCACGGAAUUUUAAUUUCGUUUACGCUUUGCCCGUGGUAAUCAUUCACUUCAUCGCACGCUCAACUAUUGUGUUUUGACCGCUGGGACGAUGAACACAUAUAAUGAUUUGUAUAUACAUUUCACACGUUUUUGUAAUUACUUUUAAAUUAGUUUUCAAUAAGUUUUAUUUAUAAUUUAAAACCGUUACUUUCUCCUAUGUUACUCCGGGACUAUGUGUGUUUGAAGAAACCAAACAAGCAGAUACUAAGAAUCAAACAAUCAUAUACAUAUUAUACAUUUUAUAUCGAAUAAACACAAUGUAUGUUGUGCAAUAUUGUA
Molecule: messenger RNA, 1683 nt
Organism: Sipha flava (yellow sugarcane aphid)
Lineage: Eukaryota; Metazoa; Arthropoda; Insecta; Hemiptera; Aphididae
Product: fibroblast growth factor receptor 2-like
Exons: 7
Coding region: 519-1442 (307 amino acids)
Biological process (GO): synapse organization
Cellular component (GO): neuron projection membrane
Source: RefSeq, a predicted model, not a curated record